Molecule: messenger RNA, 18752 nt
Organism: Xyrichtys novacula (pearly razorfish)
Lineage: Eukaryota; Metazoa; Chordata; Actinopteri; Labriformes; Labridae
Source: the annotation of a GenBank genome assembly
AUCCGUCACGUGUUAGGCAGUAUUUCCGGUUGCUAUUGUAUUACACAUCCAUGUUUUUCACCUCAAACUGUGGCUGUAAUGUGAUCUACAAAGGACAAAAGUGUCGCUGCUGGGUGAUUCCUCCGCCGUAGAGAGUUAGCUUCACGGUUGUCACGUCGUUGACCCCGGGGGGCAACAUGGCGAACUGUUUGGCUUUCCAGAGUCAGCUGAGCUCGAUCAUGGAGAUGUUAGCUAAAGCUGCCGUGUUAGAGAUCAGUAAACUGUGGGAGGACGGACUCGCUCGGGUUCAAGUGGAGCUUCGCAGGAGGGAAAACGAGAUUGAAACUCUGAACAAGAAACUGAAGCUGAUGGAGAGCGAGCGUUUGACGGUCCGGACUCAGACUACAAAUCUGUCCUCAUCAUCCUCCUGCUCUAAAAGAGAGCAGCACAACAAGCUGCUUCCCCCUACAGGUGCAGGUGAGAACUGCAGCUGUCUACUUUGACAAUGAAGGUAUUAUAGGUGAUCAGGAGUGCAAAAGUCCGGGAAUUUCCUUUGAAGUUCAUUUGAACAUUUAUAAUAAUACUAAUGAUAAUAAUCAUAAUAAUAAUAAUAAUAAGUAAUGAAUACAAUAGAAGACUUUAGAAUCAAAAUGCCCUUUAUUGUCAUUAUACUAACAGUACAACGAGAUUGGAGAGCUUCUCCUUUCCAGUGCAAUAAACAAGUAAAAAUAAAUUUUUUAUAUGUAUAUGGACAUUUAUUGCACAGGUUAAGGAUAUAGUAAUCAACACAGCAGCAGUAACAUUGGCAAUGUUGUACUUGUUCCCUCAUCUUGAGGGCUAGAGCAGGUUUAUGGGAGUUUAAGAUGGUGAUGGCUCGAGGGAAGAAGCUGUUUUUGAGUCUGUUAGUCCUUGCUUUGAUGCAUCUGUAGCGCCUCCCAAAGGGCAGCAGGUCAAACAGGUGUUUGACCUGCUGGUGUGAAGGGUCCUGAAUGAUGUUUUGAGCUCUGCUGAGGCACCAGGUGGAGUAGAUGUCCGUCAGGGAGGGGAGGGGAGAGGGCAGCCGAUGAUCCUCUGUGCUGUUUUGACUGUCCUCUGGAGCCUCCCUCUGUCCGCCUCGGUGCAGCUCCUGUACCAUGUGGUGAUGCAAUAGGUCAGCAGGCUCUCGAUGGAUGAGCGGUAGAAGGCCAACAGCAGCAGCUCCCUGUCCAGCUGGUUCCUCCUGAGGACUCUCAGGAAGUGCAGCCGCUGCUGGGCCGUCUUUAUGAUGGCAGUAAUGUUGGCUGACCAGGAGAGAUCAUCGCAGAUCUGGGUUCCCAGGAACCUGACGGUGUGGACCCUUUGAUGUAGAGGGGAGGGCGGGUCAAUAACAAAUGACAAAAAAAAAGAAGAAAAAAAACUUACUGUGAAAAUAAAAGGAUGGAAAUAAAAAAGCCACAAAGGAAGUGAGCUGCCGGGGACCAAGUUUGAAUUGCUCGUCUUCUCGCCGUCGUCUUCUCUGCUUAGAUCGUAAAACACUGGUGCAUCAUCAUUACUGGUCCCCAGCAGCUCACUCUUGUUGUGGCUUUUUUAUUUGCAUCCUUUUAUUUUUGCAGUAAGUACUUUUUUUCCCCAUCUCCCUAGUUUUUUUUUUUUUUAUCAUUGACUUCCGUUGUGACUUUUUUAAAAUCUGCACUGUUUCUUUUUCUAUUUGCCGCGGGUUUCGUUUUUUUUUUUUUUUUUGCAUCAGUAACUUCCGUUGUGACCUCUUUUUUUUGCAGCAGAGGCGGUUUUCGGAACAAGUGAAGCAUGCUGGACUCUUCUUCUACAGAGCCACACUGCUGUCCUUCAUGCAAACACGGACUGGCAUUGUCUUGAUGUAACUCCUGUCUGGUUAAAUAAAUGCUUUCAACAUGCACAUGCUUUGUCUUUUCAGGGCCUGUAAUAGAGUCAGUGCAGACACUGUCUUCUGAACAGAGUGUCAGAGAGACAGCAGACCCCUCAGCCAACCACAGAACACCUCCUCCACCACCACCACCAACGCUUCCACCUCCACCUCCACCGCCAAGGACAGAGGAAACCCAAAGCGAGCCUCUCAGGUCAGAUCAGCGUGAGAAUGACAGUAGAGACGAUGAUGAAGAUUUGAUCGUCAAACUAGAAGAUGAGGAUGAUGUGCAGAUCGUGGAGCAGACAGCAGACUCUGAUCCCUGUAAUAAAGAGGGAGCAGGACACCAUGAGAUGGAUCUGGACCUUCAACCGGCUGAAGCCGUGGAAGAGCAGGACAGCCAGCAGUGGUCUUUUGUUUUAGUGGGAGACAGCGACACAGCUGAUGAUUCAGACUGCUUCUUAGAACCAAAGCAGCUUUCACAAAACCUGGACUCAGAAAUCCUGCUCAUCCAGAAUGCUCUGGACAUUUUCGAUCACUCAGCGGAGACUCCAUACUCUGACAGGUUCGGUAGAGAUAACGGCCAAGCUGCGUCAAGCAAACCAAGGACCCCUGUGACUUUUAACCAAGCUCAACCAAGUCAGCCUUUAGAAGCAAUAGACCACUCCGAGAGAGGAGUGUCUGUCAGAAUCAACAAACCACACACUAAAACCUUUUCAGCCUUCAACCCCGACAACAGGUUCUUUCUGUUAAGCGACCCUGAGUUGCACAAAACCAUAGCGAGCCGCCGCAUAAAGGAGAAAUGGUUCAUCUGCCCGUUCUGCGGAAAGAGCUUCGACCGAGUCAGCCAUCUGGAGAUUCACCAGCGAAUUCACACCGGAGAGAAACCGUACACCUGCGACACGUGUGGGAAGUGUUUCUCUCAGAGGAGCAACCUGCGCACUCACCAGCGGACUCACAAAGAGGCUCUGGCUCAAAAUCCUGUUUGACUCAAAUGAGUUUAAAGGAUGGGAGACUAGAUCUCUGUGGCAUUAACGUUUAGAUUUACCGAUAAAUCUGUUUGUAUUUUGAUAUUACUGAGACGUGAUGUAGCCAACUGAUUUAACUGUGCAUUUCAUUAUUUUUAGAGUAAAUUAUAACUUUGGAAAAGCUUUGGUUUUAAAAACUAACUUUGGUACUUGUUAUGAAAAUACAACCAGUGAAGAGAUUCAAAUCAGUCAAGCCAAGUGAUGUGGUUAAAAACAAAGGACUCUUUUGGAUAAAUGAUGUGAAUUCAGUCAAACCUUUGACUCUCUGAUAUCUGAUAUCUUUGCCUUUUUUCCCCUCCUGUGUCCAUUUUCAGGUUCAGUGUGAAUCUGUGUCACAAAAAAAGUUCCAACAAGUAUUUGUUGUUUAGAUGGAAAAACAGAACUCACGCUGUCUUUGUUUUUGCUGCUGAAACAGAGAAUUUGGUCACACUGAUGAGUCUGUGAGACUUUGUCAGCUGACAUUAAUAGGGCCGACCAUAUGGAUUUUUUGGGGCCGAUGCCGAUACCAAAUAAUAGGGGGGAAAAACAUCCGAUUACCGAUUAAUCAGCCGAUUUUUAAUUUUUUUUAUUAAGUUAUAAAAAAUAUAUAUACUGUAGAUAUCUACAGUAUACUAUAUACUGUAGAUAUACUGUAGGUACUGCUCUUCACGCCAACGGGAAGACCGACUGAUCAAACUCGGACCAGAAAAGCGUUUUCAACUAACCCCCCAACGCCACCCCCGCCGCCGCCGUGGCCGAUCGGUGCCGCCGCGUCUUAACUCACGAAACUCAUUUCCGGUCCGGUCUCAUCUGGAGACAUGCAGCUGCCUCAGUAAGAGAAGUAGCUCGAUCACGUAAUGUGUACUGUUGUUAUUCUACCAUUACUGCCACGGCUAACAGUGUAGCAAGGCUAAUAGCAGAUGGCUAACUCUAGCUUUAGCUGGCAUAUUUCAUGGUGCUUCACCGUUAACUCGGCGUGACCGAGACCAGCACAGCGGGGAACAUGGUGAAGUGGGUUGAACUGAAACUUGUUGACUUAUCGGUAUUUCACAAACUGGUUCAUUUACCGUUGAGGUGGACCACUCUCCCUCUGUGCGUCCCUGAGCUGCCUGCUUCAGAUCCGUCACUCUGCUCUGCUGUGAGGUAGUUAGUGGAUGAACAUUGUCAUGAGGUCGCUGCGCCAUCUACUGGAUAAGUCGGGUAACUUUUGAAAUGGCGGAACAUUUUUAAAGUGAAACCGGAUCUUAUCCUCCGCAUUUUAUUUCUGAAAAUAUCGGCGAAAAUCGGCGAGUUUUGGCCGAUUACCGAUUAAAUGGGCUAAAAUUGUCUGAAUUGUCCAAUAAAUCGGUCGGGCCCUAAUUAAGACUUUUAAAAUCCCUAACAGUCAGAUACUUCAUUAGAAAAAUAAACAGAACUUUUUCAGUCGAGUUGAAAUCAAAAGCAUUUCCGUCUGGUCGGCAGAUUAAUUGAGUCAUGGAAAGAGCCAGACUGACUGUUUUCAGCCCGUAUGCAGAGCCAAACUAAACUCGCUGCUGAGCUUUGCUUCAUAUUUUCCUCUCAGGCAUUAAUGAUGCAUCUAUUUGUAAUCUAAUCCGUUAAAGGCGUUCCUACAAAAUGUCAUUUCAGCGCAGUGUCCACAUUUCCUCCAUCAUCUGAGUCCUAACUGUAAGCAUCAGAAGGAGGUUUAGCCAGGAAACACUAACAAACGCUUCAUUUCUGCUGCAGCUGUACUGACUAAAAUCCCUUUAACCUCAUGUCUGAGCUGAAAUAAGUUUAAUGUUCCCAGGUGACAAUAAAAAGCAGUGACUUUGUUUUGAUGCUGUAUUUUUAUGAAUAAACAUUUCAGCAUUUACACACCAGUUUCUGAGCGUCAUACAAAAACACUGAAUGGAUAUAAAAUAAUGUACACAAAGACAUUUACACGGCUUGUAGAUACACAGUGGUGCUGUACAGUUCCUCUUCUGCAUGUUUGCGAAUGUUCACAGGUAACACAGACAUGGUUCAGACGUGGUCUGUAAGGAGGCAGGUUUUCUGUGUUUAUGCAUGAACAAACUCCAGUUUGCACAUUUUGUCCUGCAGGUCCUCUGGGUAACAGCUGUUUGACUCAAACAUACAGAAGCUCCUAAAAACUCCUCUUUUUUACAUAUAAAAGCUUCUUAUUCACAGCAAAUCUUGAGUGCACUUAACUCUUCACUAGUGGGUGAACUGGAUCUUAGAAAUUGUUUGUCUUGGAUGUAAACAAGCGACUUGAAGGUAGCGGGAUCCACCUGGACACCAAGAUCCCAAAAGCAGCAGAUCCGGGGUUUAGUUCGUGAAGAGUGGAGCUGAUUGGGCAUCUACAUCUCCACUAGUGAAUUUAAAACAUUAACAGAUAAAAACACGUCCUAAUUAUUGAACGUACCCAAAGUUCCAGUCAUCUUGAGUGUGUGUGAGUGGCACCUAUUCUGUUUUACCAUCUUUUUUCAGGUAUCUCCACCGUCCUAUUUACUAAAAAUGCUUCAAAACUUUCAAAUUAUUUAAGGAUGGACUAAAAUAUUUAAACUCAAAGGUCAGAAAGAGUCUAAAUCUGGUCAGAUCUUAGCGUUUUUCCCACCGUGGUCCAUAUGGUUGAAACACAUAUCUCGUGUUUUCUCUCUGUCCAUGGUUAGAGUCUGUGCUCUAGAUGAUCUGACCUCUGGGGUGCAGCAGGAUGGCGUUGGAGUGCGGUUUGGGCCUGAGGACCCCGUUACUGUAGUAGAAGUGGUUGGUGAGAGCCUCUGAGAUCUGGUAGGAGCUGCUGUCAGUGUCGUCGUUAUCUUGUUCCUCCUCCGCUGACUGGGUGGAGGCCCAUCCCUCUUCAGGCGGAGGGUCUCCCCCUGUGGGCUGGCCCUGGUCUGGCUCUCUGGGGCUGACGCCGUCCUCCUGCUGGGCCUUCAGGGGAACCAGGGAAGAAGGCAGACCUGAGUCCUGGUAGAAACGGAUAUAGAUACAUUUGAUACCUCUUUUUUUGUGUAAACUUAACUGGGGGCAAGAUCCAAAAGUCUUGGUAGAAACGGUUUAUGAUGUGUUCGGACUUUUGAACUGGUGUAUAACAACCAGAAUAUAGAAAAUCCUCAUGAAGAAGAACUGGAAUCUGGACUUUCACCAACAAAGGGGCGAGCGGGGGAGCGUUUCAAUCUAGAAUCUGACUGCUAGAUCUGACACUUGGACCUCAUCUCUGACACAUACCAGCGACAUGUUGCUGCUCUUCAGGUAUGACUCCACCCUCCUCCUGCGCUCCUCCUUCUCUCCGUCCAUCUCUGCUCCUCUCAGGCUCUCCCUGCCGUCGCCCCAGACGACGGGCCGCCCCAGUUCGUCCACGUCCACCCCUCCUCCGGGCCCCCACUUCCCGCCCAGAGUGGACUGGCUGCCUUUGUAGAUGGGACGCUCCUGCAGGCGGGGGAGGAGAGGCAAACAGUCACAACACUGAUAACAAGUGUUUGCAGAGAUAACCUGAUAGUUGAGCUGUCCCUGAAACCUCCCCCUUUAAAAUGACACAGUAGAAACCGCGGUGGUGUUGAUGUUGAUCUUAUUUGCUGUUAUAAUUCAUAAAAUGUCACGGCUAUAGAUUAAAAGUACUUCUUUUAUUACUUUGAUAGUCAGAGUUUCAAAGUUGUUCAAACUCAUUAUUUCCUGGAUCCGUAGAUUUAUUUUAACAGCUGGUAAAAAUCAGAGAAAACACACCAGCCUCCUAAACUUUAAAAACCAAAAAGUGUCUUGAGACCGAGCCUCCCCCUCUUCCAUUGGUUUCCAACCUUGGGUCUGGGCCCCCUGGAGGGUCACCAGUGAUCUAAGGAGGGGCACAAGCCUUUGUCUGCUCCAGAUCUCUAAAAAUGUGAUUAGCAUCUAUUAAAGGCACUGAAGCGAAAUUUUAACAGGUUGCGAAACAUCUGAAACGAAUGCUUACAUAACCUUCAGAAAUAAACAAGUCUAUUAGCAACAAGGCAGAGAGUCUUCAGAAAAGUCUUCUAUCCUACCUACUUAUUAUUAUUUUAUUUUGGUUAUUUAUCAUUAUUUUUAUUACUUUAUUAUUUUUUUCUCCCUCCUUUGUCUCUAUUGUCUGUUUGCACUGUAUAUAUGUUAUCAACCACCUGUCAUAAUCGGUCCUGCAUCACCUAGUAAUAAAAAGGAAUAAGAAAUAAAGUAUUCUAUCACUUUGUCCACAGGGGGCGCCAAAAUCGCCACAAACAAAAAGUUCCUGACAGCGGCUUUAGGUGCUUUUUACCACAGGAAUUUCCCCCAGGACCUUCUCCAGGAACUCUGCAUGCUGCGACCACAGGAACAAGCGUCUGGAUUUAGUUCCAGGGUAAAAGAUCUACCCCUUAAAGAGCUCCCAGGAACUUUAAGAGGCAUCAACAAUUGAAGAACUGGCCGUCAAUUUACAUAUAAAAUAACACAGACGGGGGGAGGGAGGUUCUUAGAUUAAAUCCUACCUGAUGUUACCUGAUCAGUAAAACUCUGUGUGUUACAUCUAUUCUGAUUGAUUCUAUUGUACUGAAUCUUAUUAUGAACUCUUUCUAACUAUCUUCAUCCCUUCUGGCCGUGUGUGUGACCCCCCCCUCUUUUGCAAAGACUUGAUAGGGGGAGAGGGGGGUUUACCCUCGGGUCAGAAACUCACCAGAGACAUCUCACUGUUCUUCAUUCGGCUGUCUACCCUCAGCAUCGUCGCGUAAUCCUCGGCCUGCACAGAGCGAGAGAAAGUUAGAGAAGAAGAGCACAAAAGAUCGAUAAAAUGAGUCAACCUCGAUGCAGCGUUAAUGAUAACUGAGCUCAGACUCUGAAUGUUGUUUAUCUGAAGCUGCAGCAGCCUGUAAUCAUCACGGCGGCUCCACCCCGGCUACGCCCGACCUGAGGGGCUGUGAGUAAACUCUGCAGGUGAUUGUUCUCAGCGUGAGUGUGUGUUUGUGUGUGUGUUCGUACCGGCACUCUGGAGUCCGUGCUCACUGAGUUGACUCUCCUGAAGGAGGCUUGUCUGGAGAAGCUGUUCAUUUCCUCGCUGGGGGGAAAAAAAGACGACAGAGAAUUCAGAGGAUUUUUCUAGAAAUUGAUCCAAGUGGAUUUCUAGCGUGAUCAGUUUUUGGGUUUCAAAGAAAUGCACACAAGCGUACGUUUUCUCACUAAGCUCCCUCUCCAGUUUCCUGUUCCUGUGUCGGUGGUACCGGUUGACCAGCAGGACAACAAUGACCAGGACCAUGAUCAAAGCUCCGGCUGCAGCUCCGAUGAUGAUGAGCAGCUGGUUGUCGAUGGGAGGACUUCGAGGAGUUCCUGGAGGAAAGGAAAGGAGGAUGAAAAAGUUGCACACAGCAGUCUUAAUCCAAACUGAGUUUACAGCAUGUGUAUGUGUCUUUAAUUUGCCACUAGGGGGCAGCAAAUAUGUACAACAACUCAAACUCAAUAGGAGAAUUUUUCUGAUUUUUUUUGUCUCAUGAUUUGUCUCUAAAACACCAACAAGUAGCAGCUCAGUUUCACGUUUUCAUCACCCACUGCGCUGAAAUUCCUCAAUCCCAGCUUACCUGUUACUGUCAAUAUGUGCUCUGCUUUCCCCACUCCCACGUCGUUCCUGACCACACACUCAUACACCCCGCUGUCAUUCAUGCGGAGGGCCCGCCCAAACACAAGCCUCUCUCCACUCGCAUACGCCCCAUCCGGCAGAGCUCCUCCUCUCCUGUGAGACGAUCAGAAGUGAACGUCAGCAUUGAUUUGAAACGAUGCGUCAGAGACGUUGACAAAAGGUUAAUAAAUACAAAACGGAUGAGUCAGUGUUCGAAACAAAAGCCGUGAGUCACUUUUAAAGAUUGAGAAAAGAAGUAAACAAAGUGCAAACCCAUGUCAAAGUAUUUCUGUGCAAGUGUCACAGCAGGGAGAACAUCGAUAUGUCAUGAAAGUGUUGAAUUACAGAAGUUUUCUGGUGGAUUGAACACCUCACAGGAUCAGAUUCAGCGCAGAGUAGUGUAACCAUCAAUUCACCUGCGCCUAAACCAAAACCUGCUGAGCUCAGAGUUGGCGCCCAUUGAUCUGAAAAGGCCCGAUAAAUAGCAGGUUUCAAGGAUUUAAGCCACUCCAGCUACUGAAUCCCACACUGUGCAGCUGAAGAAAUCACAGGCUGCAUAAUGGAGCGCCAGUUUCUGAUCAGGUCCACAGAGAGGCUCAUGUUGCUCCUGGUUUCACUGUGCUGCAGCAGCAGCUUUCUAAGCUCCAGCUUCACUCCCCCCUCCUAAAAACUGGAACAGGCUCAGAUUUCUUCUCUCCAAAACCCCACCUAGCUCCUCUCACCAGCCUUUUAUCACAGAGUCACAGGUGGAGAUCGGAUCUGACACAGAGUAGAUGGUUGAAAACGAUAAAGAUGAGGCGUGUAAUCCACCUUCAGCAGCCAAAAAGAUUCGAGGAGUUCUGGUUCAAUGAAACAGGUUGCAGGUUGGGAUAUCUUGUUACCUUUGGGCAGAGGGCUGAAACUCUAAGCAGAUUCAAACUCUUUAGUUUGUGAAAACCAAAACUAGUCCUCUUUUAGUCAAAUUAGCCACUUAGAACAAUCUUUUAAAAACAACACAUACAUUAAAAUUCAGCGUAUUUUAUCAUCCCUGCAUGCAACCCGCUCUAAGCACCACAAAAGACCGUCAGUGCAGAGUGUUGGAGGUAAAAGCAGAAUUAGAUUAGCAGACUGUUUCUAAUCUUUGUCUUAAACUAACAUUUACAGCACUGAGGAGGAAUGAGUUACCUCUGAUAAAGCUGUUUACUGUGAUAAUUCUGCUUACAGAUUAUUCACCAUGUUUUUUUAGGUAGUUUAAUAUCUAUCAUUUAUCAUUUAAUAUAAUCAUUUGAAUCUUUGCACCUAUCCUACCUUAUCACUUUCUGACAAAGCCUAUCAUGUGGUUUGUGCAUAUUUCCCCCAACAUACUGUCUCAUAGGGUAUCAUGUGGUGUGGUGUGGUGUCAUGACAGAUCAUAUCAUGUCAUGUCGUGAUAUGAUGUGACUUAUCUUAUCAUGUUGUGACGUCAUGAGACAUAUUGUGGCAUUUUUGUAUCAUGGUGUAUCGUGUCAUAUCAUGACGUGACAUAUUGUGAUGUUUGUGACCUAACAUAACAUAUCGUGGCGUAUCAUAUCAUAUCGUAUCAUGUCAUGAUAUGAAGUGACUUAUCUUAUCAUGUUGUGACGUAAUGUGACGUAUUGUGGCAUUUUUGUAUCAUGGUGUAUCGUGUCAUAUCAUGACGUGACAUAUUGUGAUGUUUGUGACCUAACAUAACAUAUCGUGACGUAUCAUAGUGUAUUAUAUCAUUACAUGUCCUGUCUUAUUGUAUCAUAUUAUGUGAUGUAUUGUGUCAUAUUUUUGUGUAUCAUAUCAAAUCAUACCACGUAAUAUCAUACCAUAUCAUAUCAUAUUUCCUUGCCACAGUCACUCAUGUUGUAUGGGUCAAAUCUUUCCUUUCAAACCUUAUCGUAGUUUUUGGUAUUACAGAGUGUUAUAGUGUACCACAUUAUAUCAUAUCAAAUCCAACUGUAUGAGCAUAUUUUCUAUCAUUGCAUAUUGUAUGAAUGUUUCCUAUCAUAGUGCAUCAUAUAGAGUCCUAUCAUAUCAUAUAUCUUAUCAUAUCAUAUCUCAUCCUGUGGUUUAACUUCCAUUCAGUGUAAAGUAAAUGGUUCUAUAGUCGUAAAGCUGUGGUUUAAAGCAGCUUCCUCAACCCUCCAUAUUUGCUUGAACGGUAAUACAUUUCUCUUGCAGCAUUAAAAUAAUCCUCUUUUAAUCUUGUCUAAACAGUACAAGUUUGUACCGAUGUAUGCGCCGAAAGGUCUGUGGAGUUGAAAAGGUUUAAUCCAGAUAAUCUUAAUAUUGUCCGGAUUGUCUCAUGUGUGAAACAUUUUUCACUCGGCUCACAAUAUUGGAUCAUUGUGUGUUCAGUCGCAGCUGUAAUGGCUGCUGCGGUGUCUCUAAUUAAAGUACAGACCCUGUGUUUUAGCAGGCAUUACAGUGAUAUUUAAAGCAUGGCUCUAUGAUUAAGUGCUUAGCAUUUGUCUCCUGCUCUUCCUCGUGUCGCAUACACCCUCUCCACUGUGAGAAUAUUCCUCUCACUAACUUUAAAUACGGCAACACGACACCUGAGCUUUUAUUCUGCUGUGAAUCGAGCCGAGGGAGAAAAGCAUCCUCCUUUAGAUUCGAGCACACGUCUUUGUUGCUCACAGGUGUGUAGUCUGUGUGUGUAGGUGUUAACCGUGGCCUAUUUAUGUUUGGAGACACAUUCCUCUGCCAUGUAAAGAACAGUUUAACAGCACAGAUUGUGUUGCAGCACGCUGAAUUAACAUGUAAUUGUCGGGUGAAGACAGAUUCAGACUAUAGAUAUGUGUGUGAGCAGCAGACAGGCUGAUGAUAGUACCAUGUCCAGGUGAUGUUAUCAGGUUUGGGGUUUCCUCCAGUCCUGCACACCAGCUCCGCUUUCUCCAAACCAGCAAACCAGUCGUCUGUACCGGAAGUGAUAGUGGCAUCUGGAGGGUCUGACACAGAAACAGAGGCAUGAGCAGAGCUGAUUUUAUCUCGAAUUAGACAAAUAUGACGCUGCUUCAGAAACUAACAGAUUUUUAUACGCUGAACACUCAAACUUUAACAUUUUCUGCAAGUCCUAAAGUUUAGUUGAGAUGUCAAACUUUGACAUACUUUGAGAUUGGAUAUGUAAUUAGUUUUUCACUAAUUAAAUUUAAUGGAAUUUUACAGGAUCAGUCAGUUUAUGACGAAGAGCACUGACUCUCUUCUCGUUUUUUUGCUGUAAAUAUUUAAAUGUAUAUAAAAAAGUAAUUAUGUUUUACAUUGCAUUAUCAUUUUACAUUUGCCAAUGUUUCAUUUUAAUUUUCUGCAUAUAAAAUGUUGAAAACACUAAAUUUUAGUCUCAGGGGAUGGUCAGAGUUUAAACUUCUGUAAGAGACUUUCUGUUUGUGUCAUCUUUGGCGCCCCCUGUGGACAAAGCUGUUUUUUCUUUUCUUAUCCAAUUACAAAAAAAAUAAAAAUAAAAAAUCAUAUCCUGCAGACUCUUAAGAGUCAAAUGCAUCAUUUAUUGAGAAUAUUUUGAAAUUUUCAAUCUUGCUGUUGAUGGUUUUUUUGCUUUUGUGCUUCAUAAAAAUGUUUUAAAAUAAGUUUUAGUUUAUUUUAUCAACAUAAAAACUCCUCACAGGAGCCUCAAUGUGAAGUCCAAUCUUAUUGAUCGAUUUCAAGUUUGUCCAGGACAUUUUCAAGUUUAGAAAAUACUGCUUCAUAAAAUAAACAUGUCACACAAGAGGAUUAAGAAGUAUCUGUUUAUACACUGAUUUGUUGUUUUAUCAGUUUUUAUCGGCCGCUGAUCUAAUCUAACAGGAGGAUCUCCUUCCUCCUGCUCAGGACAUGAAACCAGCCGCAAGACUGAUUCAAAAAUUAAGUUGGGUUUCUGUCAGUUAUCAUGAUACAGGAUUUUUUUUAAAUUUCGGCAUUUGAGAAUCAAAAGUCUUUUUGCUUGAAUCAAACUGAAGUUGAGAGUCCAGUUUUAUGAAUUUUUCAAAAACGUGUGACUUGACUCCAAUUAUGCUGUUUACUCGUCUGCACAAAGAGCUGGUUUUCCCCUUUAAACACUGAGCUUUUCUUCUCCCUGUCUGCACCACCAGCGACGUUAGAGGAAGCCUCAUCACUCCUGAACUUUCCCAAACCUGUCAGUACUGUCUAAUGUUUAGUCGACUGUCACCCAUUUAGUUUUUCCCACAAGUAAGGUUACGCUGUGCAAAUAUCUAGAGGGGGAAAUAAAAGUCAUUGAUUGAAGUAAGACUAAAAAAGGAGGAGCUAAAACAGUUUGCCGAGAGCCAAGAGGGGAAAAUGUUGAUUGUGUUCACACAAGUCAACAUUUCUCUAAAAGUUUGUAAAUAUAAGGAGUUAAACUUGCUGCUGUGGAAGUUUCUAAAAAAAGACAAUAAAAAAUGCAAAUGGAGGAAAAAAAGAGUUAAGAAGUUGUUAAGGUUGCUCAAGAAGUGCAGAAUAUCUAGGAGAAACUUUUACUUUUACUUUCACUUAUUCCGACACAACUAUUUCAAAGUAGCUCCUCUUUUAGUCUGCUUCGGUCUCUGUACUCACAAUGAACCACCAGCCAGUUGGAGAUCCUACGCGGCUGAUCCAGGCCGGGGUGCCAAACCAAACAGUCCAGCUUCUUCCCGUUCAUGCUGCGCAGAGGGUGCAGGGAGUAGUAGCUGGACACCGACCCGCCCACAUUGGAGCGGUUCGUGGAUUGACCCGGCAGGUCUGUGUCCCAGGCGAGGCGGGGAGACGGGCGGCCCACAGCUCGGCAAGAGGCGGCCAAACGGAAGGACUGACCCUCCACCAGGAUGACGGGCUCCAGAGAGGAGAUGGGUAAAACUGACGGAGGAGGAGAAGAGUUUAGGGUUACAAACGCUCAGUGGAGUUAAAGAUUUAAACUCUCCUUUCACUCAAAAAUGUGUUUCCCUCAAUGUGACCGCACUUUGAUGUUUGUCAUUUACUCCUCUGAUUGAUCCAGUUUGACACUUCAGAGCUGUUUUCACAUUCCUCUCAUAAAACUGGAAAGUUUCUCGGCUUAAAAUCUGAGUCUGGGCUGAGAACAUUCGAGACAAGGCGAUGUUAUCAGAACUGGUUUUCAGGACUUCAGUAAAUAGGAGUUAAUAUCAGCAGCUUCCGAUUGUUUUCUAGGGUUACAGCAGAGUUUUAAUCCUUACAUUUUGUUUAUUCUGAGUAUAAAUAUCACUUUAUUUAGACUAUUUCUGUCUGUAUGAUGUUAAACUGUGGAUUUGUGUUGGAGCAGGUUCUGAUCCGUGUAAAUGUCCUCAAAGAGUUUCUUUAUCAUCUUGUCAUCAUGUGAUCUUUUAUCAAAACCAAAACAAAAAAGGAUUAGCAUUAAAGACAAUGAUCCAAACCUCUUAUGUUAUGAAACUCCCCUAUAAUUAGGCUCUAUUAGUGAAUUAAGGUUUAAUUAAUACCGCUUUAAGCCUGCCUUAAACCGAUUUGACUCCAUGUGAAGUUAUCUAAGAGGAAAGUUAUUGUUUCCGUCGUUGUCAUUGUGCGUCAGAGACAAGUCUGAGCAAGAGUCGUCAUAAUUCAACAAUUAUUCAACAAUUACUCUGAGAGUUUUGAUGGAGGGAUUGAAGGGGACAGAUUUCCAACCAGAAAUUUGUCAUGAAGUCACAAUUUGUGGAAGAAGACAACGAUCUUACAAAACACGUAAAAACCUGAUGUGUCAUUUUCUUCUGUCUUCAACUGGUUCAACACGAUUCUGAUUCACACCCCGGUCAUCACGUCCUCCGGCGCUGUAAACGCUCUCAGAGCUUACUGAGUCUUUCCGCUGAUGUUUUGGAUUAUUAAGGACCAAACAGGUAGUUAGCGUUAGCAGGAAAAGGUCUUAAAAGUUAAAUCUUCAUAAACAGAAACUCCAGAAAGACAUGACCUCAUGAGCGUUUGACUGACAGGUGAUCUCUGGAUCUCACAGAGAGGGCGCCACAUUGGUUUUCUGUUCCAUCACAUCUCACUUAAGAGUUUACACAACUUCCCACAGAAGGAACGGUGUAAAAAAAUAUAGUUUAUGUUUACUUUGAGCAGCCGUGUCUCACUUUUUUCCCCUCAAGGGUCCUGCAGGCUCAGCUCUCCUUCAUUACAAUCAUGUGAGAAAGUCUGAGAUCCACUCGUACAGAGACAACUCCGAGCUGGAGGUUGUCAGUUAGUGUUUUUCUGUUGACUCGCUCUGAUCCGAGGCGUGUUGGGACAAGCCGAACUGUCACCAACUGAUGAAUGGGAGCAAAGUGAUAAGUCAUUAAGACCGGAGAGCAUGAUUGCAGGUUAACAGCAGGAGAGAUUCAUCGGGAACGACUUUCUCACAGUUACUUUUAUGGUAACAACGAGAUGGUGACACAAUUCACAAGUCAGGAUGAAGAUUUGACAUAUUUGAUCUGUUUUGGAAACAGGAGUGGUUAAGGUUUUUUUGGACGCUUUCCACAGAGGAAGAGCUCACUUGAAAUUUCAGGUCGAGCAGAAACUCGGGGAAAGUUGCAGAACAUCUCGUCUGAUGCAUAUUUAUCUGUGGUUUUGCACAAAUGAAUUUACUGCUUUGAGAUUCACGAGAAAUCUAAAAGAGAGUCGUAACUGAACAGACUUGUUUAACUGCAAGGGCAUUUCUCCAGAAGUACUCAGGAAGUCUCAGGAUCGAGGGCUUGGGUGCAAAUCAGUGAUUCUUUUGCAAAAGAGAUGAAAUGUAAUUGUAAUGCAUCAAAAAUUGGUAAACUUGUGGCUUGAAACUGUUUGCUGCACCUGCUGCUUUGACAUAAAUCAGCUCAGGAGUUUGACAGCUGUGAUGUUAUCUUACCACUGCAUCACCAAAACGCCUCAUGCAUGCUGGGAAAUCAUCUUUUUGUUGAUGAUUUUGUGUUACCUGCUGCUGCAUCAAAACUGCUCUGAGGCCCCCUUUUUCACUCUAAAACCCUAAAAUACCCCCAUUACUGAGUGUUCAUGGCCACGUCGGCAAACCUGCAGCUCACCCCCUGGUUGGCAGUGCCUUCAAUGGAGAUGAUUACAGUCUAGACAUCAUUACUGCAGCUCUGACAGGAUUAAGAAGGUGUGUACGAGAAGGAAGAAGCAGAACUCUUACUCCAGACGGUGAGCGUGAUCUGUCGCUCAAAGUUCCCGUUGGGGAAGGUGGAGAUGUGGCAGGUGUAGCUCCCCUCGUCCGACUGCUCGGUGCUGGGGAUGAGCAGAGCCGAGUUCUCUGUGGGCCUCCCGCCCUCGAACCUCACCCGGCCGGAGUAACGCCCAAACUCUGACACAACAAAGCAAAGAAAGCCAUUAUCCCUCACAAAUCUACACACAUGAAUUACACUUUUAACCACAAAACAAAGACGGGAAAAUAAUUAGCUCAGGGUCAUAUGUUAUGACGCAGCAGGAAAGAAACAAAGCAGCAUUUAUCCAGUGACGCUCAAACUCAGGUGAAUAACUCCAAUACAGAGCUGCACAGGCCUGAGCUGUGACGUCAUUUUAACACGCUGUAGAGUUGCCAUGAACCAAAAUAUGUGCCAAAAGUUUUUAGAAUGGUCUUUCUGAUGGAAUGUAUGGAUUUAACAGAAAAUAUAUUUGAUCAACAAUAAAGUAACUGAGGUUUAUUUUAAAAUGAUUCACUUAAUCUAUCCAACUAACCACUUCCUUAAAAAAUAUUGAUCUGAUAUCUUGGACUCUCGUGUAUUUUGUACCGUUGAAAAAGAAAUAAUUGUACAUUAUUUUUUGACUGUAUGCAUGUUAAAUUUUUUUUGAUUGAGAUUGAAAGUUUAUCUGAAUCGUCUGGAUGUAAGAUAAACCUGCAAAAGAGAGAUACUAUUUAUUUAUUUUGAAAACAAGAACAUGGACCGGAGUCAUAUUUCUUUGUUAAACCUUUUUACUUUGUAUGGAAAAUUUUAUAUUUACAAAUGUAAAUGGUCUAAAAAGAAACUAAAUAUCCACCAUUUUAAAAAUGAAAUGAAGAUUUAUUUAAAACACUAACUGGACUAAGAAAGUGAUUCAAACUAUGACUUCCUACGAAGCCUUGAGGUCCUCUCUAUGAUAUGUCAUGAAUGUAUGAUCCCCAUGUCCUAAUUCACAUUGUAACUUAUGUAUUUUUGUACCUGACUAUGAAUUUUGGUUUUUCUUUUCUUUCUUUUGCAAAGUCUUGAUUCCUCUUAAAUGAACGUAGCUACCCCAUGUUCAAUAAUAUGUAUUUGUCAUUGUUGAAGAGCUGAAAUAAAGGUUUGAAAGUAACAUGUAUAAUAACAUAAAAAUAUUUAAACCAACUAUAGAAGUAUUAAAAGAUUUAUAUAAGUAAACUAACAAAAAAAAAUCCUUCAUUCUGUUCCUUCUCGAACUGUUUACUUUGACAUACAUAUGUUGUGUUAAUUUAUCUUUGACAUGCAAGUUGUUUGGUCUACAUAUGUAUUAUUUUGUUUGGUGUUUUUGUUUCUUGUUUUUUUUUUUGUUGUUCUUAAAGUUUGAGAUAAAUAAAGUAGAAAUAAAAAAGAAAGCAAACCAAAAUAUGACCAGGCCUUGAUCGCUUUGUCAUCUGACGUAAUAAUAAUUAGAUGAAUGAAAGGUGUGACCGGUGACGUUUGGUUCUGACGCUCAUUCUCUGCAUGAAUAUAAACGACUGUUUGACUUUAAGCUCUUUUAAUUGUAAAGUAUGAAGACGUGAAAUUGCAUCUUUAAUCUGUUAACUACAGCAGUAUUGAUGCCAUGUUCUGGCUUAUAUAACUGCAGCUCACCUGUGUGCCCGUCUGUAAAGUGAGCUGUGAUGAUCUGCUCUUUGCUGCCGCCUGGGAGCUCCUUGUACCAUGUGACCUGCACCACCUUCUCCCCGACCUGCACCUGGUAGCGACAGGGAAGUCUGGUCUGACUCUCAGCCAUGGAGCGCAAGGAGGUGACGGGUUUAGGAGGCUCCACAAACACACUCUGCACACUUACAGCUGAGGAAAGGGAGGAAGAGAGAGGGAGACGGUUGACUGAUUGUCAUUAUCAUGAUUAUUUAUCAAUCGUACAGGAACAUAUCCACACGUAAAUCUAAACUAGGUUUUGGUAGCAUUCUAGUUUGUGGGUAGACAGCAGAGGCUGAACAACUGGAGCGUACAGUGUUUUGGUCUAAAUGAACCUCAGAGCUCCAAGGUAAACAGAAUCCAGAGAGUGAAGGCAUCAAGAUGAUGCAUGCAUUUAUAAAACAUCACCACAAUAAACCAGGAACAUCGAAGAAGCAGCAUUAUGAGCCUUGGUUUAUCAGAAUUCAACUCAUAAAAGGUGUCCAAAGUAUCUUGUAAGUCACAUAGAUGACCUAUACAUGAUGACCAAUACUGUUGAUAUAAAUUGUAAAUUACAGUGGUCCUCGGGUAGAGCCCUGGGGGACACCACGCACUAUUUUAAUCAAUCAAGGCCAUAAACAAAACACCCUAAACUGUUGUUGAUCUAUAUUUUUAAAUGUCAGUGAUUAUAGAUGUCAUGUUUACAGACAUGAUAUCAGAUUUUAUUCUCUCUAUUCACUUCCAAACAGCUCUUUUUUACCGUUUUCACUCUCCUCAUAUUGUUUCAUAUCCGACAGGACUUAACCUCAUCCCACGAUGCAUCAGGCCAGCAGUUUAGUAAACUCCAGACAGGUUUGUUUGCAGACAGACAAUAACAUUCUCACCUACGGGCAGACACCGCUCCGACUAUCCUGUCCUGCUUGUGUGUUGACACAGACACACAAAGGUUCACGCUGCAGGCUGAUACCACUAACAGUUUUAACAAUAGUGCUCUAAUACUUUCUUUGAAAGCAGAAAUCUGUCUUUUAUGGUGGAGAAACGUGCCGAGAAAGAGCAAGAGGAGAGAUUUGAUGCUUUAUCGGGGAAUUUAAAUCAAGAGAUGGAGUUAUAUCAGGUUUUUUAAAACUGGAAAGGAUUUGGUUGUAAUUUUCAGAUUAUUUUUGUACCUUUAAAACUUAAAAACUCUCAAAGAAAACAGUAGAACAGAAAACAGGAGAGAGAGAGCAUGGGGGGAGAUGCAGAACAGAGGACACAGGGUGGGAUCAAACUGAGGCCAUCUGCAUGUGUGGGGUGUGGUGUGGGGUGCAUAAACCUUUUGUCUACCUGUGCUCUGAUAUAAAUGUUUAAUAGAUUAUACGAAUAAGGCUUUUACUGAAUCACUUCUUCACUUCACUUAAAGAGUUUUGGCUGAAUUUUAGUUUUAAAACUGACUAAAUCAAAUGUCAGAUUUCUCUUGUAGUAACAUAUUUUUUAACUGCAUCAUUGAAAACUAGGGCCCGACCGAUAUGGAGUUAUAUAAAAUAUAUAUAUACUGUAGAUAUACUUUAGGUUACUGCUCUUCAUGCUGACGGGAAGACCGACUGAUCAAACUCGGACCAGAAAAGCGUUUUCAACUA